GUUCGCCAGAAAGUAAGGCAGUUCCGAGGAUUGUGAGGUAGUAGUAACGGCGGAGAGAUAAAAGAGGAGUAAAAGAGAAUGAAAACUUGGUCGGGGAGGAUUUGAUCGUCGCGUGAAAAGAAUCUAACGCCAUGUCCAAGUGCUGCUGCAGCUGCAUCGACGCCUGCACAACCACCGAGGCGUAUCAGCCGCUAAAGACUCACACCUAUUUGCGUGACAUUGUUUACGAGCCAUCCGGAAACGGCAGAAAAAUUCUGAGAAGCCCGAGGAAUCGUCGCAGAAAGCCCAGCGUUCGUUACGACGUGGUGAGGACACGGACUGGAAACGACAGCGAGCAGUCGACGCCACAUCGCCAUCUGCUUGGGACUCUGCGAGGCACCCCGAGCCAUUCUCAUAAUCAUCAGCACAACCAUUCUCACAGACAUGAACCAGCACCGCCACCACCAACGUAUCUCGCCCCUCCGCCACCACCACCAGCGUCGAGUUAUAUCACGGUGCAACGCGGCUGCGCUCUGCAUUCGAGGCUCGACCAGCCGGUGACCAGCUCAACGCCUGGAAUGGACAACAAAAAGAUUGUCCAAUCGGCUGCACCGCCCGCAGUACCUGUCCAGGUACGUAGCAAGCACGAUGGCUCGGGUGUGGCAGCUUCCGUAUCGGGGGUGCGGAGACGGAGCGGUCCUCAAGGGGGACUGCGUUCGCCCGCUGCAAAGAGGCCCCUCUCCGCCCCCGUUGCACUUCAGGGAUGGCUGCAUAAGCAGGGUUCGGAGGGUCUCAUGCUGUGGAAGAAACGUUGGUUCGUUCUCUCCGAGUACUGUCUCUUUUAUUACAAAGGCCCGGAAGAGGAGAAACUACUAGGUUCGAUAUUACUUCCUUCGUACAGAGUUACCGUCUGCAAACCCGAGGACAAAGUCAACAAGAAGUUCGCCUUCAAGGCCGAACAUGCCAACAUGAGGACUUACCACUUUGCAGCUGACAAUCGCGAAAGCAUGAAUCAAUGGGUGAACGCGCUGACUCUGGCGACGCUUCUGCAAGAUCCUAAUCCUGGCGCGGGCGAAGCUGCAGUGGUCAUCGAGAUAGCGCAGGAUGGCGAACGAAGCGCCCGGCCUAGCGUCUCGUCGAUCUCGUCGAUCCUGAAUCAAAGCGCCGACGAUAGCGAUUCUGGCUUCCACGGCUUUCAAUCGCGCGACGAUCCCAGCCACGCCUCGAACAACAACUCCAGCCCGAACAGCGCGAACACUGCCUCCUUCCCGAAUCUCAGCAGUAGCAACAGCAACGGCAAUUCCGCCAACAAUCAUACGAGCGACUCGGGCCACCCGAUGAUGAACGGUUGGGUGCCACAGCCAAUCUCGCAAUACGGCCAGCCCAGCACUUCUCAGUCGCAACAACAGCAGCAGCAAUACGGGCACUUGCAGCAAAUGCAACCGGGUCACUCGCACCAGCAUCAAGCGUUGUUGCAUCAACAUCUAUCGCACCCGAAUGCGCUUCCGACUCAUCAGUCGUCACAUCCGCACAAGCAUAUGGUCCAACAAUCACCGCAGCAACAGCCGUCAUCUCAACAGCUGUCGCAUUCCAUCGCGAGCAAUGUUCAGACUGUGCAGCCCAUGUCCAGAAAAUUCGGACAGCCCAUUUACGCGAACGCGCCGCCAAAACCGAGAAGAUUGACAGACGGUUCCAACGAAUACUCGACGCCGUCGCCGGAUCCGGAUUAUCGGCAAAGCCCGGUCUCGCCGGACGUUACAGUGACUAGUAAAAGCCCAAUGUCCGACUAUGAGAGAAACAAUACGAUUUAUGGCACGCGGAUGAAUCAGCCGCCGCAGCAUCAGAGUCUGCGGACCGACAAGUCGGGUCUGAAUUACGGCUAUGGUCAGAUCGCGCAACCGACAGAGAGGAGAACCCCAGACACGUACGGUCGUAGCGCAAAACCGAGGACCAGCAACAGAGAUAAUGGCGAUUACGAGGAGCUCUACGGAACUCCGCCGCUUUAUCAAAGACCCGCGGGUCCGGUGGGUUAUACGAAGGGCGCCUCCCCGGCGCCAAUUCCCAUCCCUGUUUACGCGCAGCAGCAACAUCUUCAACAACUACUACAUUCCCCCGUCACGCCGACGCACAUGCCGUUGGCGAGGCAGCCGAGAACCCAACCGCCACCGCGACCGCAUAGCGCAGACUUUCUGGAGUACGAAGCGGCAAGGCGACCUCAGCAACCUGCGCAGUGCGAAAGACCGCCGGAUCAGCAGAGACGUCCACAGAGGCCCAAGUCCAGCCUAGAUAUAAUGAAUCCGUCAGAUGCGACCAACGACGGUUACUUUUAUUCCGAGGAAAGAUACGCGGCGCAGAUGCGGCAGUCUGCGGUUUAUUUGCAUCAAACGCCGCAGCAUUAUCAGCAACAGCGGAAUCAAUCUCUCUCGCGCGUCACAAUGCAGCCAAAACUGCCGGGUAUCCGCGACAAGACCGACGAGAGUAGAAUAUCCAUUAUACCGGAUUCAACCUGCCCGGCUCUGAGACGUACGCAGCGAGAUCACGUUCAUGGGCAACACACGAUGCCCGCUCAACCGCUGACGCAGAGACAUUCCGAGAUAAUGGGCACCGACCCAAAAUUCCGAAGAUCCUUGCGCGAGAAGAGCUACGAGGCGAAUAGCCACGAAAUGCUAGCGCAUGGUGGUGAGGACAACACGAUUCCUCGAAGAGUACCGCGUGGCGAGUACGACGGGUGGGGGCGAACGACGGGUCACAGUGUCCACGGAACCCACAUCGCUCAGACGUAUCACGCCGGUCACGCAGGUGGUGGCAGACGAUGGAGCGAGCAGCAGCAGUUCUGCAGAUCGGCGUCGGCGCGUUUGCCAAGGACACGGCAUCCCGCCGCGCUUGAUCCCAACGACGACGACUACGCCGAGAGGUCCUCCGAGCAGGAUUCGCGAGAUGGUGAACGCAAGAUUCAGCAGCGCGAAGAAUCGAUGAAGCGGUUGCUGGAAUGGAAGCAGCGUAUGCUGCAAUCCCCGUUGACGCGAAAGCCAUCCGGUUCGGCCAAUCGGGGCAGGGCACAAAAUGAUCUUUCGAGUUACUACAAGCAACAGGCGCUGCUGGAUUUGGCAGCGCACGAGGCCGCCGUAGCAGAGGGUCGUCACUCUCGUAGACGGGAGGAUGGGCAUCGUCCGCACGUCAGGAGCAAGAGUUCGGAUGGUCGUCGGGCUGCUGUCAACGUGCCACGCUAUAACAGCUACUCCAGCGAUGACGAAGAGCUGGGAGAUGUCCGGAGGAAGCGCACGCGCAGACCCCCGCAUGCAGGAAGGAGCCCCCGGCACGACCGGUCAUCGGCGAUGACGUCGACCGUCCAGGAUGUCACGAUAUCCUCCGGCGGCCGCACGAGCGUUAAUCAGACGUCUCAGUUGCAAGCGUUUAACACUCGCAAGACGAAUUCGAGUGGAAGCGCGGGCGGCAUACCGCCGGACGCGGGUUACGAUGAGGUGAGCUUCCCGCCGCUGAUGAGAAACGAUUACGCGUAUGCGCCGUCGACGAUGGAUAAGCGGUCGUCCCCCAGAAGAUCGGAUCCGGAGACCACGUAUGAGAAUUCUGCGGUCAAGCACAAGAGUUCGAAAAAGCCAUUGGGAAUCCUGAAAACGUCGACCGCUUACAGCUACGACCAGCGACAAUUCGAUGGACAACAAGCCGUCAGCAAGAUCGAGAUUAACAAAUCGGAUAAUAUGCGCGGAUAUCGCAGCAGCGAGUCCUGGCACGAACGGAAGAACGUACAGUGGGACGCCAAGGACGAUAUCGACGAAUGGGAUCCCGGUAUCGACGAGAGUAAAGUUAUCAAAGAAUUCUCUUAUCAGUAUAUUAAUCCUAAGAAAAUCGCGACGUCACCAAAGGUGGAGGAUGAAAAGUCCGAGAUCAUGAAUCUAGUGCAAUGCCGAAUCAGGUCCUUCGAAAUGAACAUGGACAACGCCAGUCCCGCCACAAUGAUGUUGUCUAUGCAGGAGCCGUUGAAGGUGUCGCCGCUGCAGGCAACCGAAGCUCACGUUUCGAAACUCGAUUGCGCGAACAAGACCUCGUCCGUCAUACGUAACUUCGCUUUGGGUGAUUCGAGCGUUUCGGAGAACGUUUCCAAGCACAAGAGCGUAGAAGAGGGACACGCUAAGCAAGCCUCGACUGACAGUAACAAGUCGGUCAAAGAUCUCCUAGCGGAUUUUGAACGAAAGUCACAACAGACUAAUCGGCAAAAGUGUGAGAAGCGGCGAGAAUCAAAACAUUGCGAAGAUCAUGAUACGUUACGGUAUAAUAUUGGCAAUAAUGCGGAACGUCGAAACGAUGGAAAAUUUAUCGAAAAGGAAAACAACGAACAAGCAGACGAAGCCGUUGCGCAAUGUUUCGAUGCAGACAUCCUCUAUACCAGUAUGCAAAUGCAAAAUUUUGAUGAAUCUCAGAGCAAGAUGACCAGCUCGAAGGACAGUCUGACUGAACAAUGUGUGCCAUCCGAUGAUUUAGACAUUAUCUCAAGUUCCAAUUGUGCCAGAACAAGUAUGACCGAAUCUCUGUUAACGCAUGACGAUCAAUUCCCCGAUGAUAUCGACCCGAUCAUUGCUAUUUCGAAGCAGGACGACAUUAACAAUGAGGAUCAUUAUCUUCCUAUGUCUCCCAGAAAGGCUAUUCUAGAUCCGAAUAGCGACGACAGGCCGAAUCCCAAGAUAAUGGAAAGCCUAUUUGCCAACCUAGAACACGAGGAGAGCUCGUACGUGGAGAUGACGCAGAACGGGAUGAAUCGUUCUCUUUUGGCACCAAAUGAGGAUAGCGUAAAGCACGAUUCUGGUGAUUAUUCCACGCUAGACACAUCUCAUUAUGAAUUUGUCUGCGUGUCGGACAACAAGAUGGAACCGGUAUAUAUGGAGGUAAGUCAGUUAUCCGAGAAAGAAGAGGAAAAUAAUGAUAAAACAUCCUCGACAAAGAAGAAUGAGACGUCGUUUCAUUCCAGAAGCGAUUUGCCCGAUAUUUUGACGGCGCUUAAAUCCGACAGUUCAGACGCCGACGACGAAUCAUCCAAGGAUCUCGAUUCUAUAGACGCACCGCGGCAUCCGCGUUUCAGUUUGUCCGACACCUUUCGACCAGCUUCCUACUACUUGGGAGCCAGUCGCAAUAUGAUUGCGGAAUUACAUGAUUCAUCGGACAGUGAAUUGGUUUCUCCGCCGCCGAUACCAACCUCACCGCCGCCGUUAGACGAUUUAGAUUCUCUAGAUAUGCAGGAGUCAGAAAUGAAGAAAAUGUCGCCUCAGGUGGUGACGACGAAAGACAAUUCGUUGAACCGCGAUUCUCCAAAGUCUUGGAACAAAGCGAUGGGUCAAGUGGAGACGCACAGACCGCCGUCAAGAUUUUCCGACGCAACCAUCAGCUCCACUUUCAGAGACAGCAGAAUAUCACUGGAGAGUGCAUCCGGAAGUGAUUCAGUCGAACUUAGAAAUCCAGAGGAGGAAGCGCGUCACAGACAACUGAAAAGAAGACCCGUCAGCGAUGAUGUUUGCGAGGUUUUGGACAGUCUAGACGAGUUGGAGUCGUUGGGAAGUCGUUUUGACGGCACGAGCUUCGACCUCGAUCAAUACUUGGAGGUAUUACAGGCUCGAGAUGCGUUCAACGUGGAUCUCUACGCGAAGGAUCUGAGCUACAACAGCAUUUACGGGUUUAACGAGAACAUGCUGGUGGUCGAUAAACUGCAAAAGACUACGUGUCAAGAUCUGUCGAGAAAGAUGAAAUUAAUGUCCAGCAAUCUCGACCGGCCAUUCGAUUAUUCCGGUAAAAACAAGACCGGUUCAGCGAGUAGUUUACCGUCCAUGAGGGUAUCCGAUCUACCGCCUGCUCAUCAGCAUUCGCAGUCUUUCACUUGCGACGCGCAUUACGAGAACGUUGCGAGUUUCUCGCCGCUUCGCGGCUCGCCGGCAGUCCGACCCGACAGCGACGAACUGCCAUCGCGCGACAGGAUGCAGAGCGCGUCGCAGAGCAUUAACGCGCUGCCAGUUUCUCACAGCAGGGACUCGAGUUACUCGAACGCGUCGGUUGCGGCGUCGAUCUCUGCGUCCAUGGUUUGCCAAAGGCCCGCCAGCGCGCAAUCCUCGAUGCACUCCGCCGUCAACGCGUUCGCGUCUUCGGUGAAUCGCGCCAGCGCGUACACGGAACGGAGGUUCUCGUGUCACUCGAGGUCCGCCAGUCACGACACGUGCGUGCGACACGUGCUGCCGAAUCAUCGAUUGACCUCCAGCCAGGACUCGAGUCAUUAUCCCAGCCCGAUGCCGCAAGCUGCUAAUCCCGUUUUGCAACAGUCGUAUUUGCCGAACGUGGGCGAACAGCGUACUCAGAGCGAUCAAUCGGGAGCGCCGUAUUACUAUUCCGAUCUUCAAGCCAAUGUCAACAGCGCGAGCGACAUGGAGCUCGCCAAGCCAACGAUCGGUCAUACCUCGCGAUUACCUCAACUCAACAAUCAGAGGGACGACGCUGCCGUUGCUUUGAACAAGCGUAACGACAUCGGUCGUAUAGUGAAUCCGAUCGCGCGACAGAUGCCGCGGCAGAUUCAAGUAGACGAUAUAGACGAGGCCAGACGCAUCGCCGCGGAGCUGAGACGUACAACUUGCCAAUUGUUGGGCGACAACAAGGCCGCCCUCGUGGACAAACGUAACUUUUACGAGGCCGAUACGCUACGUCGAGUAAAGUCUACCGAUCCGCUGCCAGACGUAUCGCUGCCCGAAGCCAGAAACUUGUAUCCCCACGGUCUUAGAGAUAAAUCUGUUGAUCCGGGCAGCAUCGAUAACACCGAAGCGACGCACGUCGCGCAAACGUCUCAUCGCCGGUCGAGAUCUCUAGAGGGAUUACUCGACGACGUCGGUCUGCAAAAUUUAGUGGAGCAACGAAACCGAGCUAACCGAGCGGCGGCGACGGCGGUUUCAGCGGCCUCGACCAGCCAGAUCGAAGCGACGCUGCAGAAUCUGCCGUCAUCCGACGAUCAUGGCACUACGACCGACGAUAAUUUCCAUACCGAGGAUCCCUGGGAGCAGGACAGUCUCUGGCGCGAGAGCCUAAGAAGAGUGAGCCUGCGGAAUGCCAGAUCCUUGGAUAAUCUGGACAGUCCGCCGAGACCUGGAGGGCACGGUGACAUUAAAUCACGUAGUAAGGUCACCCGAGGGGCGACUUACGUGAACGACAGCGUCAGUCUACGCAGGGAAGAAUCGUCGGGUGGCGAGCAGCCGCGAGUCAAACGUAGAGUGAAACAGGAUCAAGGGCGAGAACGAUCGAUCGAGAGUAAUGAUAUCGUCGAUGUCGUCGACGACGACGACGACGUCGUCGCUUAUGAAGCCUCGAUGGAACGAGUAGGCGCGGGCGGCUACGUGUGGGAUCCGCAGAACGAGGCCUACCGCAAGUCCACCGCAGUGUCGGAUCGCAGGAAUCAUUUUUUAGAGGACGGCAACCUUCCCCCGGCUCGCUCGAACCCGGACGUCCGAAUGUCCGCGACGUCGUUCGAGCUCGACCGAGAGAAGCUCCGCCAAUGGGACCUGUUAUCGAGCGCCUGCUUACUCCAGGAGCAGCAGCGCACCUCGAUGGCGGAUUCGGGGCGAGGGUUGCCGAUCGCGGGACAAUCUGGAGAAGCUCCCGAUUCCAGACUCGUCGUCGUUACGGCGACAAUGACGACGACGACGACAACGACAACGGCGACGACGACGACGAUGACGAUGACGAUGACGAUGACGAUGACGAUGACGACAACGAUGACGCCGACGACGACGACGAUGAUGACGACGAUCCCGACGAUGGAGAUCGACAACGGGCAGGUAGACGUUAUCGUAAAGCCGAUCGAUACCGCGGCGGUAUGCGACGUUUUGGCGACGAAGAUGCCGAUCAAGCGGCAGGAACCGUGUAAACGGGCUGCAGCGUCCGGCUCGGGGUCCGUGAUAGGAAGAGAUCCACUUCCGCCUAGGGCCGUCAGCACGUCUCAUCUGCCUCAAAGAACGUUGACUCAACCACCGACGGCGGUGUCCACUCUUCCGUUACCGAGAAGCAACGCCGGUAGCGGACAUCGGCAACUGCCGCUUCCGCUCCAUCGCUCGAAUCCACAGCAGCAACCAUCUAUGAGGCAGCUGGAUAGCGAGACCUCCGCCCAGAUGCUGAGGGCCGUCAGCAACGGCGACAUCGUCAAGGGUCCCGGCAUGGUUACCGGGAACGAGAUGAGAGACCUGAGGUUAGCGUCACCGAGCGGUCAUUCCACUCAACGAAUGAUCAGUCCGGUCGGGCACUUGCGGGUCGCUUCGUUAAACGAUCACCGCGUCUCCAGUCCCAGCGAUAGCGAAAUACACGUGCACAGCCCAAGCGAAAGAAAAAUGAUGAGCUCGAUCGGCAGGGAAGUCGAUCGAGGAGGUACAACGACGGCGACGAGUCAGAGACAAAAUCAGCAGCAACGGAUGCGCGCGGAUUGCAACGAACUGCUGCAUAAAAGGAGCAACGCCAACAGUUCCCUGAGAACGGACGUCGGCGGCAGGCAGGUGACACAGGCCGGUGCGUCCGGGUUGGUGCGCGUCUCCGCCGGUGAGCUUCUCGGCAGGACCCACGAGGAGCUGGUGCUGCUGCUGAUCCAGUUGCGACGUCAGAACGCGACGGUCCUCAAGGCGAUGGAGACGUGUCACAUGGAAAUCGAGGCGCAGGCUAGACUGGCGGAACUCGACACACCGAGACGAUUGGAGAAUCUUCAAAAACUCGAGGAACUCAAGAGACACCUAAUGGAUCUCGAAAAGCAGUACGAGAAGAGCAAGCCUCUCGUGAAUCUUGUGGAUAAUAUGGUGAAAUUGGGCUCUCUAUAUAAUCGUAACACUGCCAACGGGAUCAGCAAUGUUUCUGGUUCUCGUCAUGAUCUCAUGCACGAAAAUACGAGGGAUCAUCGCGAUCGUCUGGAAUUUAAUCAGAGAGUACAAGAGCAACGAUUGUUGGCCGAGGAACGCAGAGAUUGGGACAGAUUGAGUCCCGAUCAUGGACAGUUACAGGCCAAAGUGCAGCAGCUCUACAAACUCGAUCGAUUGCUUCAAGAGGAAUCUGGUACGCUGCAUAGUCUCCAACAAGACAAGGAAAUACUCGAGAAGGCUUUGGGCGGAUUGCGGCACAAACUGCAAGGUAGCAGGAGCAAUUUGGCUGAAGCCGAACGAUACCGGAAGCAGCAACUUCUGUUGGAGCGCGAAUUGAGCAGAGUGAGGGUGUUGCUAGCUCACAAUUCAAAGGUAAAACCGAUAUUCUUCCAGAAACUUGAGGAGACGGUAGCCGAAAAUGCGAGGUUGGAGCAAGAUUUAGUAGUACUGAGGCAAAAAGUGCAAGCGUCCAGAAGAUAUGCCGGUAAUAUCGCGAGAGACACUUCGAGCACGACCGCACCGCUGGAAGCGGAAUUACGACGAAUGCAGCAACUUGUCGGCGAUCUGCAAAGACAAAGAAAGGAAUUGAGCAUUCAAGUUCGCCAACUGACAGAGAAAUCUCACAGUUUGGUACAGCAAAUUCGCCCGCAGCCUCUACAUGGUGAAUUUAAAUCUUCUCAGAUACAUCAUCCCAAGAAGCGUACACAAAAUUCUUGGCUAGAGACCGACUUAGAUUCCGGAAUAACUUUGGAUCACGGUUUAGACUCGCCAUCAAGUCCAUCUUUAUCCAUCUCACCUCCGAAUAAGCAAAAUGAUAAUUCUCAGCGAUAUGGGUCUCCCACGCAAUACAAGGAUUUAUCUCCUUUAAAUCGUCCGCAAAAUCAACAAUCUUUUGCACAAUCCUCCCAAAAUCAUAUAUCGGCGCUUUCUCCGCAAUUGCGUGAGCAGAUUCAACAACAUCAAUUAAAGCAACAAUUAUUAAAAGAUCAAAUGCAGGGCAAAGGUAGCGCGAUUCAAGUGGCACCUUUGUACGUUAAUACAGAUUCUAGAAUAACAGGCGAUUACGUUGCCGAUACGAAUAAGCAUAACGGAAACAUAUUGAAUGGCACGUCAAAUUCUGCUCCGGAAUAUAUCCCACCGCCGCCGCCGCCGCCACCUUUGAGCGAAGAGACAUUAUUGAACGAUAAUUAUAAACAAAAUGAAGACAACAAAUUCGCCGGAUUAAUUCACAAUCGCGAGAAGCAAGAGAUCAAAACGGUGCGUAUAGUAAAACGUGAAUCGGAAAGGCGUCAAAGGGAUCGUGGCGAUAGAACCGGCAAUAUUGGGAUUCCUCUGACAAACGGCCUUCAAGCACCAGGCGGCGCAAAGAGAUUGUGCGACGAUGAUUUGGGAGGCUCCCAAAAAUUCGAAAAAGCUCAACUGGGCAAAGUAGUCGAAGAAUCUCCAUCGAUUAUUCACGCGCAAAGCACGGUUCAACUGUCUGAACUAGAUGAUGUUCAGUUCCAACGAAGCAUGUCUUUGCCGCGCGGUUUCGGCGGACAAAAGCAGCACUCUGGGAUACACUACGGGCCAGUGGUACCUCCACCACGCAGCGAUAGCAUGCACGCUCUCAAAAGUAUGAUGGCGCGACGACAUAAAAUUAGGUUUGAAAAUCACGACGGCAGUUCCGAUAGCACUUUAUCACCGUACACGGACAGCCCUACGUCCAGCUCUUAUGUGCCGAUGAGUUCACCCAACUAUUCUACCGCAUCGUCCUAUAGCUCAAGUCAGAAUCAAAAUUAUUCGCCGCAAGCGGCGAUGGUCACCGCACAGUCUCAUUAUCACAACCAUCCGUUCGGACCACUGUACAGGCAAUAUGACAAAACUGCGACUUUCGCGGAUACCGUGAGCUCCGAAUUAACAUCGUCGACUAACAUUGGCGUUCACGAUGCGCGACCGGUUGUUGUCGCACCGACGGCGAAUGCAAAGCAAUCCGAAUCGCCACAAUUGUCACCGAUAUUCAAAAGCGAGGCUGCCAAACAAAUUAUUAAAGAAAUGACGGAGAAAAAAGUGGAAGGACCGAGACGAAGACAAAUACCGCGGGAGAAGAGACGGCACUAUACUGUGUCUAGUAGUAAACCGGUGCUCGACUUGGAAGAUACUUUCUCGAAGAUGGGCAUGGGAAGAGCUAGAGAUGAUUUGGACAUGGAAAGAGCGCUCAGACCCAGAAUAAACGCUCCUGAUGUGGUGCGAUCAACGCUAAGUCACAAAGAGUUGAAGUAUAAUGAGAGUACCAUAGAUCAGCUAUUAGGCACGCCCAACAAAAUUGUUAUUCCCGAGCGAUAUAUUCCCGAACAGACGCCGGAACUAACAGCGGAAGAACAGGAGCAGCGCUUAAAAAAGGCGGAAGCGAUCAGAAAAAUGCUUUCGGAAACGACCGUGACUGCACCGGAAGGAGGUGACGAUGACUCUAACAUAGAAAAAUCAGAUACAUUGAAACGAAAAGUGGUGGAAGAAAAACGACAGAGGGAACAUAUUCUUCAACUUAAUCAGAUAUUGGCGAAGCAAGUGAUGGAGAAAAGUAAAAUGGUAGCAGUGAAUGCUCUGGCAACGCUUCCUCUGAAAACUGAAUCGAGCUUAGAUGAUGAAGAUCUCUCGCCAGUGACUCCUUUACCACUUUACCAGCAAAGGGAAAACUAUUACUCGUAAGCAUCAUUCCAAGAGCACAAGUAACACUACUGCCAACACAAAGAAGAAAGAGGAAAAAAAAGAAACAUAAAGGAAUCCCUUUCCAAGAAUUUAAUUCAGAAGCGUGCAAAACAGGAAAUAAUUAUACAGCAAAAAGUGCUUUUUAUUUGCAAUUUGAGUGCAAUUGUACAUAAUCAACGACUAAAUAAAACGAUAAUAAUAGCUAUCAUGUUUAUUAAUAAGGAUUCGUAAUAAAACAAUUAUACACGUAUGAAGAAAUGUUAAUUAAUUUAAAAGCAGACUGCGUGAUCGAAAAAAUUGUCGGUUAUCAGACUGAAUAUCUCUCAUAAUUCUCUUAAACGCUAAAUUUAUCAGCGUUGCGAUUUAUUAUCAUUUUUUAUCAAUGACAUUCAACAUUAAAUAAGCGUCACUUGUCGGAUGAAAAUAAAAUUUUGUCCGCGUGACGAAUUACCGGAUAAUUAAUGUCCGGCUUUGGGAAACCUUUUAUCGCGUCUCUUCGCAAUCGAAAGUUCUUUUUCGAAAGUUUUCAAAUCGAUACGUAUUUAUAAGUAUACAAGACUAUUCUCGAUUGAGAGAGAAUCUGAUUUGGAUAUCGUUAUUCGUAUAUCUCGUUUUAAGUAUGUACAAUCAUUUUCACAAACUUUUAUAUCGACACAAGCGAGCAAACUGCGACGAAAUUGCGUACUAUCACCAAAGCCUGAACGAAGUUAGUAUCUUUAGAUUUAUAAUGACACGCGAUAGAGGCUCUUUAUUUUAGCAAGGACGAAUUUGAAAAAAAAAAGAACGAGUAACUAUUAAAAUGUCAAAAACGCUAAAAUAUCGAGCCUCUCCUAGAUUUUAUUCGCCGAGCUCGAUGACAACGGCGCCCAUCGCGAAAAUUACCAUGUAAUUAGAUUGUGUAAUUAGAUUAUAAGGAAUGCAUGAUAUACAUACGCUUUUAAAGCGCCCGUUAUAUAUAUACAUAUAUAUAUAUACACGAUUUUUCACGGGUCAUUGUAGCAUGGCAUAUUAAUGUUCAGAGCAGUCGUAACAGUCAUAACGAGUGCCAAAUUCCUCUUAUAAUGGCGAGCAACAACGAGCGAUUGAACAAUCGUCAAUUAAAAAAUCGUAUCUAUCGGAAUCGAUAUGAGCGAAAUAUUGCAAGGAUAUCGAUACGAAAUGCGUUUGCUAUAAAAAUAAAAUUCGCGACAAAAAAAAUGAUCGUUUGACGCACUUAUAUAAUACUUUAUCAUCGUCAUUAAUUUUAUCAAUAUACCAUUCUCCUUAAUUCGUAUUUCAUCGACGUUUCCAAUCGAACUUGAUCCCUUGGGCCUACAUCUCAUGGAUUAUCUCGUGGAUUAACAAAUGCAAUUUUGGGACCCAAAGUUCGAAAUAUUUCAAAAUAUAAAUAUAUAAAAUGAAAGAGAUUUUUCAAGAGCAUUUUCUCAACUAAUCUAAAUUUCGAAUUAAUUAUUAAACUGUCGAGAAGACAUAAAAAAAAGUAGAAAUUUAUACAUUUUGAAAAUAUAUCCUUUCGAAUAUAUAUAUAUUUUUUUUUUCUUAUUGUUAGAGAAAGAAAUUAUUUUUCAAUCGUUGAGCGCGCGUGCGAUAAAAAAUUCGAUACGAAAUCAGUGACUGGGAAAAGACGGGGAAAUCAAUGCUGCGUAAUUAUAUAGAAAUAAUAGAGACUGAUUGAGACUGACCGAAUGAUCCACGGGAUCUUGUCCGAUGCUGCGGGGAUGAUUCUCGAUUCUCCUCUAUCGCCCUUCGACGCAUCCUACGAUUUGGCACGCGCGAAUCGAAGACACUUAGCACAAGUUUUUAUAUAACGAUAAUCCAAGCGCGCGUUACACUAAUGUCGUUGUAUAGCACAUACUUGCAACGUUGACGCGCAUCUAUUGUACAUAAUCGUGCACAAUGUAACGCGAUGCACUCCCAAUAAAACUGAAAAAAUACACUCUCCCUUUUGAAAACGCGACGCGCUUCGCCAAAGUUCACCAUCGACUUUGAAAAUUGCAGGUUGGUGACGAUUAUCGAAUAACGACACUAUCGAUAAUUGUCGCCAUCUUGCGAUACCGAUGCAAUCAAGUUGCGCGCGCAUUUUGAUUUCAAAAGGUUUCGUACCCCGUAAAGUCCUUCAAACGAUACGUUAUAUCGCGUAGGACACUCAAGUAUAUUCAUAAGCGAUUGAUACUAUUGAGAAAGCGCUAUGCGAAAAUUAAUCACGAGAGAAAAAACUGUUAUUGUUAUAAUGAUGAAAUAAAAAUAAUACUGCAAAAGCGACGAAGCCAUUUUUAAUCCUUCGCGAUCAAAUAAUUUCGAUUAAUUGAAUUCAAAAUUUAAUAAAACAUCUUUUCAAAACAGAGAUCAAAGAGGUCAAAGAGGUUGGAAGUCAUAGUUUGCUCGUAAAGAUAGAUCAGGCGACUAAGCA
This is a messenger RNA of Camponotus floridanus (Florida carpenter ant), 13959 nucleotides long. RefSeq lists its product as uncharacterized. The coding region runs from base 132 to 11549 and encodes 3805 amino acids. Lineage: Eukaryota; Metazoa; Arthropoda; Insecta; Hymenoptera; Formicidae. The transcript is spliced from 31 exons. The record is from RefSeq and is a predicted model, not a curated record.